Molecule: messenger RNA, 564 nt
Organism: Wyeomyia smithii (pitcher-plant mosquito)
Lineage: Eukaryota; Metazoa; Arthropoda; Insecta; Diptera; Culicidae
Product: zinc finger protein 85-like
Exons: 1
Coding region: 1-564 (187 amino acids)
Biological process (GO): regulation of transcription by RNA polymerase II
Cellular component (GO): chromosome
Molecular function (GO): chromatin insulator sequence binding
Source: RefSeq, a predicted model, not a curated record
AUGGCUUGUCACAAGACCGAGCGACCGUUUAAGUGCGACGUCUGUGGCUUAUCGUACAAAGCAAAAGGUAAUCUGUACACUCACAAGAAGAGACACGCGAGUCCCGACCGAAAACGAUUCAAGUGCGAUGAAUGCGGUUUUAGAUAUCAACAUCGAUGUAGUCUCAAGGUUCACCUGGAGAAACACUUGAAAGAACGACAAUUCGAAUGUAUUCAUUGUAAAGAAGAAUUUCUUUCACGUGAUAGUCGCAAUCACCACAGUCGAACGUGCAAGGAUCGACCAUUCAAUUGUCCGACAUGUGGGAAAGCUUUUAUGUCCAAGAGAAACCUUCAACAUCAUGCCAAAAUGCACAGUGAUUCUAAAUUCGUGCACCCGUGUUCGAUCUGCGAUAAAAGCUUCAAGUGGGAACAUACUCUUGCUUGUCACAUGGAACUGCACACUGGUUCGUUUGGGUGCGAAUUUUGCGAUCGUCGCUUCCGGCGGAAGAAUGAAGCAGCUAAGCAUUUUAAUCGUUACCAUAAGCAGGGGCAACAACUCUCGAUAGCCGAGCCGACUUUGAACUAA